AUGCUCAGAUUAUCCUCAAACUCCUCAGAUUAUCCUCAGACUACUCCUCAAACUCCUCAGACUACUCCUCAAACUCCUCAGAUUAUCAUCAAACUCCUCAAACUACUUCUCGGUCUAAUCCUCAGACUCCUCCUCAGAUUAUCACUUUACAUAUAUAUAUCGAUAACUAAAUAA
Messenger RNA from Trichomonas vaginalis G3, 174 nucleotides. RefSeq lists its product as uncharacterized. The coding region runs from base 1 to 174 and encodes 57 amino acids. The record is from RefSeq and is a predicted model, not a curated record. Lineage: Eukaryota; Parabasalia; Trichomonadida; Trichomonadidae. The transcript has a single exon.